This is a messenger RNA of Aureobasidium musti, 672 nucleotides long. The record is from the annotation of a GenBank genome assembly. Lineage: Eukaryota; Fungi; Ascomycota; Dothideomycetes; Dothideales; Saccotheciaceae.
AUGCCGUUCACAAAACAAAACAAGACACAUCAUCUCGAAGAUAUCUCCAAACAGCGAGCCAGCAAAGCUUGCAACCGUUGUCGGGCUAAGAAAUCAAGGUGCUCUGGAGGAUACCCGUGUUCGAAAUGCAAGUAUUCAGAUGCUCCAUGCAUCUUUGGUUAUCCCAAGAAGUCGAAACGCACGACAUUCCCUGAACACUAUGUGCGGACAUUAGAAAUGCAACAAUUCAAGCUUGUGGCCGGCUUGCAGAGAAUGUAUUUUAUGCUUCUGGCCACAGACUCAUGGCCGGGUCCAAAACUCCUAGAGCGCAAAGGCAACCCACUUGUUCAUGACAUCCUGGAUCGUCUUGGUUUGCUUGAGAUCAAAAGCAAGGAACAUUUCAUGAUGGAUGAUUUAGAAGACGAGGGCGAGUCCGACACAUCUCAGAAUUAUACUAGCCCAGCACCGACUACCGGAAGCCCGGAACGAUCGCAACAUGACAUUCAGAUAUCAGCUGAGCCUCGAUCUGGGAACUUGUCUAUCUUACCACAGCGCAGUACAUCACAUCAGCGACUGUGGUCGGACGAUAGUGCCAGUGGACUCAAUGCGCAAUCCUGGCAGUGUCCGCCUCAUCCCUUCUCUUCCCUUACGCUGCCAACAGAUUUCGCGCUAAAACCACCUUCAAAGAUGGCC